This is a messenger RNA of Myotis lucifugus (little brown bat), 1435 nucleotides long. It is a transcript of the gene CDK2AP2, whose product is annotated as cyclin dependent kinase 2 associated protein 2. The record is from RefSeq and is a predicted model, not a curated record. Bases 634 to 1017 code for a protein of 127 amino acids. The transcript is spliced from 4 exons. Lineage: Eukaryota; Metazoa; Chordata; Mammalia; Chiroptera; Vespertilionidae. Gene Ontology annotation, cellular component: microtubule; cytoplasm; nucleus. Gene Ontology annotation, biological process: negative regulation of G1/S transition of mitotic cell cycle; regulation of microtubule cytoskeleton organization.
GUAAAAGCGCACGGGGUGAGACGCAGGGCUCGGAACGUCAAAGCCCUGCGUCCUCCGGCGUCCCGGGCGGAGGAAAGGCGCGCUCCUUGGCGGCGGUAACAGCAGCCCACAUGGACCGAGGCUACAGCAACCCCCGCUGAACCGAGGCCGGCGGCGCGGAGCGGACGUGCGAAGCAACGCGAGUGAGGCGCGGGGGCCGUGCCCGCACCUUUGAAGACCCCUCAGGGGGAACCGCCGGCGGCUGGACUCCGGUCCCGGCUCCGAGGCCCCGCCUCUCGAGUCUUGGGACUAAUCGGUUUGAGAGCGCGCGGUGCCGAGCCGCGAACUCUCCAAUUGCAGAGGGCGACGGGCACCGCCCAAUCCGAAGCAGACAGGUGCGAGGUCCGGAAGGCAGCGACCAAUCGGCAGCGGUUGCGGCCUAUUGGGGCCGGUCUCGGCCAAUGAGGAGGUCCGAGUGACAUCUUUGCACACCAAUCGGGAGUGAGAGAGCGUUUGUGCCUGUCCGCCCUUCCGGCCAGAGCUCUAUUUACUAGGGGCGUGCAGCCCGCCUGCCAAUCAGAGCGCAGCUGAGUGGCCAGGCAGCCAACCCCGGAGGAGCGGCCGGCCGGCGUCCGCUGCACCCAAGAGUUGGGGAUGUCCUACAAACCCAUCGCCCCCGCCCCCAGCAGCACCCCGGGCUCCAGCACCCCUGGGCCCGGCACCCCAGUCCCUACAGCCGGAAGUGUCCCCUCGCCAUCGGGCUCGGUGCCUGGAGCUGCUGCCCCUUUCAGACCACUGUUUAACGACUUUGGACCGCCCUCCAUGGGCUAUGUGCAGGCAAUGAAGCCACCCGGCGCCCAGGGCUCCCAGAGCACCUACACGGACUUGUUGUCGGUCAUAGAGGAGAUGGGCAAAGAGAUCCGGCCCACCUAUGCUGGCAGCAAGAGCGCCAUGGAGCGCCUGAAGAGAGGCAUCAUCCAUGCCCGGGCCCUAGUCAGAGAGUGCCUGGCGGAGACAGAGCGGAACGCCCGCACGUAACAGGAAGCACCUCCGCCUCGAGUCUGGACCUUUCCUGGCCACUGCAGGGCACCUGCUUCUCCCUGGCCUUCACCCCGAGUUGCACUUCCUGUCCUGUGUCCCUUGGUGGGUAUUCUCCAGGAACCAGGGGGUGGCUCUCACUCGUUGGCAGCACUAACUUGGAACCCCCGGAAUACUUAGCAGCGAGGUCACUGUGAGUCCCACUCAUGAGCUGCCGUCAGUGUUGAUGCAACUGGAGUUUUCUUCUUCCUGUAGCCCCCACGACUCAGCACUUACCCAGGACUUCUCACCACUUUGUCCCAGACCCCUUCUCCCCCAGCAGGCCUUCAGAAGGCCUGUCACCUCCCUGCCUUGUCUCCUGGGCCAUAACCUCUCUUUUCUCAGGGGGCUUUUUGCUAAACAUGCCUUUUUUUUGUAU